GCAGCUAAAAAGAGAAACCAGAUAAGCAGCAGCGGCGGCGACUAAGAGCUGGAUUACUAAACAAAGUAAGAAGAGUAACAUUUAACUACCUCUUUAAAAAAGAAGACAAGGCUUCGUGUGGAGCUGCCGGUCGCUGAGUUCCCCCAGAAAAACAGCCAAAAUGACGGCGGCGGUGUUUUUCGGCUGCACCUUCAUCGCUUUCGGCCCAGCCAUCGCUCUGUUCCUGUUUACCAUCGCUAAGGAGCCACUGAGGGUCAUUUUCCUCAUAGCAGGAGCGUUUUUCUGGCUGGUGUCUCUGCUGCUGUCCUCUCUCGUGUGGUUCAUCUCGGUUCAGAUCAGUAACAAAGACAGCGCGGCGCAGCAGAAAGGUCUGCUCAUCUUCGGCGUGGUGUUGUCCGUCCUGCUGCAGGAAACCUUCCGCUUCGGUUACUACAAGCUGCUCAAGAAAGCAAAUGAAGGCCUCCUCACUCUCAGUCAGGAGGAGACCAUGCCGAUCUCCAUACGUCAGCUGGCCUACGUUUCCGGCCUCGGCUUCGGCUUCAUGAGCGGAGCGUUCUCCGUGGUGAACAUCCUGGCUGACUCUGUGGGACCGGGGACCAUCGGGAUCCACGGAGACUCGCAGCACUACUUCCUGUCCUCAGCCUUUAUGACCAUGGCCAUCAUCCUGCUCCACAUGUUCUGGGGCGUCGUCUUCUUCGACGCCUGCGAGAAGCAGCGCUGGUGGGCGGUAGCUGCCGUCGUCGUCAGCCACCUCAUCGUUUCAUGUCUGACCUUCCAGAACCCGGAGUACGUCGCCAGUCUCGUCCCCACCUACGUCAUCUUGUUCGUGAUGGCCGUCUGGGCGUUUUACUCGGCCGGCGGCUCGCUCAGGAACCUCAAACUCUGCCUCACCUGCAAAGACAAGGACUUCCUGCUCGCCAACCACCGGCCCAGAUAACGCAGCACGCCAAGGGCAGCGUGCAGGACUCUCUAUCCAAAGAUCACCCAGUUCUCACACACACACACACACACACACACACACACACACACACACACACACACACACACACACACACACACGCUGAACACAGUGAAGAAGGAGUGUUAAUCCUCUUGUUAAUCUACUUUUUCACUGCUUUACACCCACGGGGGUUUUUCAUCUUCUAAAUCGUCCACAAUGAGAAAAAAAAGGUAAAAGCAGUGAGUGUUUUUCUCCGAGGAGACGAGCGAACACGGGAGAUUAUUUUUAUCUCUGACAGUGAAUCAUGUUUUGCUCUGAAAGCUCAGUUUGUACAGAUUUAAUGCACAUCUGAUAUUAAAAAAAAAAAUAAAAAUCCAAAAUAUCUGUGUUUGGCUAAUAAAAACACGUUUUCUUAUCUGGUCUUCUAAAAGAAACAACAGGUGAACAAACUAAAUACAGCCUUUUAAUUAUUAAACAUAUUCAAAGCUUCAGAUGUGUCAAAUCUUUCAAACGGUGGAUUUAUCAUUCAUGAACAAAAACUCUUUGUGUGUAUAUAUGUAUGCAUUUUUAAAUCCCUGAUGUGUAGAUAGUCACAUGUUUUCAUCUCUCUUCUUCUUUUCUUAUGAUAUCACCAUGUUUAGUCCUGCCUUUGACUUUAAAUGAAGACAGAAAUUAAUUGACAUGACUAAUGAAAUACAGAUUAUGUAAUCAUGAAUUGUGAUGAAAUGGCCUUAAUCCUAAACUGGAGUGUUUAUCUACUAAUUUGAAGGCGAAAAAGUUUAAAAUGUUCAAUUCAACAAAAGGAGAAUUUGCACUUUUGUGGUCAUUACUCUUUUCUCAAUAUCAUUUCAGCAGAUUAUUUGCUUUCUGAGUGGCCAGUACUUAAAAUACACUAGAAACAAACAAAGUUAAUCAUGAAUUCAGAUUUGACCUUUUUCUUUUUAUCUCUCCAGAUAUGAAAAUGAUAAAGUCUUAAUCUGAAAGUAACCAGAGUCAAAUAAAAGCUCCCAGUUUCUUUUCAGAUUAGCAGACAUUUUUUUUUAAUACUUUAUUUCUCUCACUCUCCUGUGUGUAAUCAGCAUUAUUAUCUCAUGAAUAAGAACACGAGCUGGUGAAAGUGA
Scomber scombrus (Atlantic mackerel) is the source of this 2061-nucleotide messenger RNA. It is a transcript of the gene aph1b, whose product is annotated as APH1B gamma secretase subunit. NCBI's taxonomy places the organism in Eukaryota, Metazoa, Chordata, Actinopteri, Scombriformes, Scombridae. Gene Ontology annotation, biological process: Notch signaling pathway; protein processing; positive regulation of catalytic activity. Gene Ontology annotation, cellular component: membrane; gamma-secretase complex; endoplasmic reticulum. Gene Ontology annotation, molecular function: protein-macromolecule adaptor activity. The record is from RefSeq and is a predicted model, not a curated record. The transcript has 6 exons. Bases 161 to 937 code for a protein of 258 amino acids.